CGCAUCUUGUCUUAUGUAACCAAGCUCUGUUACAUGAAGAUAGAUAUACGCGUGUGGGAACUCUAACCCUUACCCUAUCAACGCGUGUAUCAAUUUAACCUUUUUGUUUUUUGAAAAUGUAUUUCCAACUGACAUGAAAGAUGAGGUCCUUUUGUUUCCAAAACCGUACCGCAACCAAUGCGUGUCAAUGUUCAUAUUAAGCGUCUGGGCUCUGAACAAAACACCACCGUACAGAAGACCCCUUCGUCCAAUGACUCUUAUGUUGCCAACCCUCAGGAGUUCAAUGCUCGGCUCGAGAAGCGAAUUGAAGUCAAGAGGGAGCCUCUUGGACACUCUAAACAAGCAGAAUUUGUCAAAGUCAUGGAGCAGGAGUUGGAGAAGCGUGACAAGCAGGCUGAUGGUUCAGGCAGAUUCACUAAAGACAAGACCCUAGGAUCUAUCCUGAACUUGGACUUGAUCCAGGAUAAUUCAGGAGAAGAAAUUGCAGAGCUGUGGAGGCAGUAUUAUGCCACAAAAGACACCAUCAGUGCUGUCAUACCAGCUCACACUUUUGAAGUAAUUUUCAACCGAGCUAAGUCGAACCCCGCGUUCCUGUAUGCGUUACCCCAGAAGGAGGGCUAUGAGUUCUUCCUGGGCCAGUGGUCGGACCACGAGCUCCAUUUCACCUCCCUCAUCAAUGUCCAGACCAUGGGAGAGCACGCCCCCAGUCAGUUGAUCCUCUACCACUACUCAGACUUGCAGAAGGAUAAGGGUGUGGUGCUCAUGACUGCUGAGAUGGAUCCUAAAUUUAUGACUGUACAUCUGGCUCAGUGCUUGGCCAAUCAGGUGCAGCUGUUCUACGGAACCCAGCGGCAGGAGACCUUCCGAUUGGUGGAGACCUUUAACCACAAACCAGCUGACUUCAAACACACGGCAGUGAUCGCAGAGUUGGAACAGAGUGGCAUCAAUCCUGCACUCACCUCCGGAAACUAGAUCUAAGAGUUGUCGGACUGUAAAAUGAUGCUCCAAUUCACCACAGGAUUGGAAUUGCCAGGGGACGUGGUCAUUCAUUUGGAGCCUCUUGCGUUUGCGGGAGAUAAUGGAUGAAGUCUGUUGCUUGGGACUUAUGACCUGGUUGAGCAGAUUCAUCAAUUAAAAUGUAUGCUAAAUUCCUGGGCAUAGAUGAUGUAAUGAGUCAAUGUUAUUUAAUCUUAUCAAAGCCUUAAAUGUUCUUCCUCACCUCGUCCCUGUCAAUCUUACAGUUGCACUUGACCGUAGUCUCAUCUUCCAUUUUUAGAGCCUAGGUUACGUCCCAAAAGCCACCCUAUUCCCUAAAGAUUGCAUUUGACCAGAGCCCUAUGAGCCCAGGUCAAGGGUAGUGCACUAAAAAAAGCAGAUUAGGGUGCCAUUUGGGACGCUAUCCCAGUAUUUUGUGUUUUCCGGUCGAAAUAUGCUUUUUAUUUUUGUGUAAAAUAACUGCAGGAAUUUUGCUUUCAAAACAUAAGGGAGUGUACAAUGAGAUUGCAUACAUACCUAUCUAGCUUUGUGGUUGACACAUGGAUGAACUGUGUGUGAUACAGUAAAAAAAAAAAAUGGUUAGACAA
This is a messenger RNA of Oncorhynchus keta (chum salmon), 1583 nucleotides long. Its product is annotated as ATP synthase mitochondrial F1 complex assembly factor 1. Bases 178 to 972 code for a protein of 264 amino acids. Gene Ontology annotation, biological process: mitochondrial proton-transporting ATP synthase complex assembly. NCBI's taxonomy places the organism in Eukaryota, Metazoa, Chordata, Actinopteri, Salmoniformes, Salmonidae. Gene Ontology annotation, cellular component: mitochondrion. The transcript is spliced from 9 exons. The record is from RefSeq and is a predicted model, not a curated record.